Prunus armeniaca (apricot) is the source of this 762-nucleotide messenger RNA. NCBI's taxonomy places the organism in Eukaryota, Viridiplantae, Streptophyta, Magnoliopsida, Rosales, Rosaceae. The record is from the annotation of a GenBank genome assembly.
AUGGAGCCUGAAGCCAGAAGAGGAGAAAGGCCCACCUAUAGGAAGCCAUAUCCGGCUUAUAUCGAUCAAAUACCUCUAUCCCCGAGUUUUAAGGUGCCAAACUUCACCUUAUUCAACGGAGAGGAUCCCCAUGCUUCAUCAGUUGAGCACAUAGGCAGCUUUUACUUGGUACACCAAUCUGCCAGCAAAUUUAGUUCAAACUUGGGAGCAGAUGGAGAGUGUUUUCCACGACAAACUUGGGAGCAGAUGGAGAGUGUUUUCCACGACUAUUAUUACAGGAUUCAGACAGAAGUCACCAUCAGUGACCUUGCAGCCCUCAAACAGAGUGAAGAUGAACCUGCUCAAGACUUCAUAACCAGGUUCAAGAAGCUCAAAAUGAAGUGCCGAAUCCCUAUGGAAGAAAGACACUUCAUCCAGAUGGCUCAAGCUGCCCUCAAGAUCUCUCUAAGAAAAAGAUUUGAUGGGAUGCUGUUUGGAGACCUGGCAGAACUGGCAGAUAAAGCAUCCAAGUAUGAGGAACUGCUUAGGGAAGAACAGCAGAAGAGGAACUCAUCCAAAGGCUCGUAUUACAAGUCACCUUCCUCUUCAGUACAUCUGGUUCAGGUAGAAUCAGAAGAAGAAGCAAAAUGCUCAAAGGAGGGAGAAGUUGCAGUAGCAAAAAUGGCAAAAUUGAAACAUCCCAUUAGUUGCAAAGCCCUUACUAAGCCACCAAAGGAUCAGAAGCCGCCACCUUUCGCAAGAGGGUUUAUUCCUUUGAUCUAA